Messenger RNA from Chinchilla lanigera (long-tailed chinchilla), 5053 nucleotides. RefSeq names its product SREK1-interacting protein 1 (gene Srek1ip1). The coding region runs from base 162 to 626 and encodes 154 amino acids. Lineage: Eukaryota; Metazoa; Chordata; Mammalia; Rodentia; Chinchillidae. The transcript has 5 exons. The record is from RefSeq and is a predicted model, not a curated record. Gene Ontology annotation, molecular function: zinc ion binding; nucleic acid binding.
UUGGUUCCGUUGUCCCUCGAUGUAUACGGGCCUGCCCCUAAGGGCGCAAAGCUGCUGAGGCGCUGGUGGCGGAGACCUCGUUGUGCGUCGCCUUCGCGGCCGGCGGGAAGCAAACAUAUUUUCGAAAGCUCAGGGCUCCAGCGAUCCCCGUUACCAGCGCAAUGGCAGUCCCAGGUUGCAACAAGGACAAUGUCAGAGCAGGCUGUAAAAAAUGUGGCUACCCUGGUCAUCUGACUUUUGAAUGCCGCAAUUUUCUCCGAGUAGAUCCCAAACGGGAUAUAGUUUUGGAUGUCAGCAGUACAAGCAGUGAAGACAGUGAUGAAGAGAAUGAAGAACUAAAUAAAUUGCAGGCAUUACAGGAAAAAAGAAUAAAUGAAGAAGAGGAGAAGAAAAAAGAAAAAAGUAAAGAGAAAAUCAAACUGAAAAAGAAAAGGAAAAGGUCUUAUUCCAGUUCCACUGAAGAAGACUCUUCGAAACAAAAGAAACAAAAAUAUCAGAAGAAAGAAAAGAAAAAAGAAAAAAAGAACAAAUCAAAAAAAGGGAAACAUCACAAAAAGGAAAAAAAGAAGAGAAAAAAGGAAAAGCACUCUUCUACCCCUAAUCGUUCUGAAUUCACAAAAAAGUAAUGGAGACUUUGGCCUAAGUCAUUAAAUUUGUCAUCUUUAAAAAUUGCUUUUCCUUGGAAUUUACUAUAUAAUUAUGCUUUGCAAUAGACCCCAACCUUUUCCAUAUAGACAUUUUUCAUUGGUGGGACCAUUAUCCUUCUGGCUGUAUGUGUUUAAAUAAGUCUUGUUACUUGAUAGCCUUGCCCCAAGUACAGAUAUUUGUACAUACAGAGCACAUUAUUUUUGGUAUUUGUAUCUCUGUUUGGGUAGUGUUAUUACUUCAUAAGUUGAGCUUAAAUGGCCCUUGUACAGUAACACAAAUAAUCUACCUAACCGUUAAUGAGUAGUCCUGAAUCAAGUGUCCGCCUUUCAGCAAUAAAGCUAGAUGGGGGUAAUGAUUUGUUGUUGAUGCUGAAAAAUUUAAUAGCUUUAUAUACUGUGACAUAAUAUAUAAAGAGUGAAAUUCUUUACUCUGGUUUUUAAAUCUCUAGACUUUUUAAAAUGUAGUAUAUGAAACUGCUUUACAGGUCUUGAGGUAGUAGUUUUUAAAUGAAUGGUAUCUACAGGAAGAUAAUAAUAAAAAUAUUUAUAACAAAGUUUCAUUGCUUUAUGAAAUUCAGACUUUUUAGUACCUGCCUCCUUUUUUUUGCAACAACAAUUAGACAUGUUUUUUCCUUGUUUAGAGACUAGUUCCACCUGUAAAAGUCUGGCAGAGGUGGUGCUGUGUCGGUCAAAGUUUUUAAGGUAGACUCCUGGGUUUUAGAAAUGUGCCAUAUUGGCAUAUCUUAUAGAGAUACCUCAAAACAGCCAAAUCUUCAUUAGAACUGAUGUUUAUUGUAUUUAGUAUGUAAACAUUAUGAAGCUGAUGUCUGUAAUGUGGAAAAGUUUUAUAAAUAUUAGCAUAUAUGUGUAUCUCUUGUGUCAAAUGAUUUAUAGUUUUGAAGCAAGUUUCACACUUUUUGCUUUCAUGCAUAAUAAGCUUGAGGUAUUUCCCUCUUUUGUGUCAGUCACAAAUAUCAGUAUGAGUAAAAAAAAUUUAGAAUUAAGAAUUUUAUUCUAUAUGUUUUAAAAUUUAUGAACCAGGGAGUUACAGCAUGAAAGCCUUUAUAUAACAAUGGAAAUUUUCUGUGCGUAAGCAUUUUCAGAUGCUUGUUGGUAAAUAUCAAUGUUUCUUACAUUUUUAAUUUCACAGUGAUCGAUAUUACUUAAUUUGCUUAAUACUUAGUAUUCCUGAUACCAAAUCAGUUAAACAUUUAUAUUGUAGCAACAUUGAAACUCAAUCUGUUAUCAUGGGAAAGCACGAAAGAUCCCAAGUACCUCAUUGUGGUGCCCUUAAAAGUUUUCAUGUUGGUAACCUACAGACAUGGUUCCAAGUGGGUGAAUUCAAGAUGGUGAUAUCAAUUAUUUCACUUAACCUCACAAGCUGGAAAAAGUGACUCAUUCUUCCUUCAGGGGGCACCCUUGCCAGCAUGCCCCAUACUCAAAACUCCAGCGAAGCUGCAUCCACAGCCCUGCCCUGCAUUUGAGCCUCAGAAGCCCUCAUACCUCCAGCUUAUUCCAUGACCGCAUUUGCUCGCUUGGUUCCCUCAAAAAGAAACUCUUCUUUAAAAAGUUCAGUCAACAGAAAAGCACAGAACUGUUAGAUUUCUUAAGGGUUUAUUUUGCCUUUGCUAUUCAUCUGAUGAAAAUACAGUCCUUUGGUUAUCGUGAUUUUUUUAAAUUGGUAAAAAAGAAAAAGCCUUUUAAAACAUGUUUAGUAGAUACUACAUACAAAAAGAUGGCCUCAUCCCCCUGUGUAUAUAACUUGGGAAUAAUUGCAGUACAGUUACUUGUUUUACUUCUGUUAAUUGUAAAGAUUAUAAAUUAACUCAUUAGGUUUCUUUUCUGAACAGUGACAGAACUUAUGAUUCUGAAGUUAUAUAAAAGUCAGCCCUCAUUAAGAAAUAUACUAUAAAAAAUAAAAGAUUUUAGUGGCUCAAUAAUCUUUCCCCAGAAGUAAUCUUAGAAUUAUUCUUGAUUUACCAUGUUAGCAUAGUUUAUAAAAUAUUUCAUUUGAAUAAAACUCCUUUACUAAUUUUCUUCUGAGAUGAUCUUGCUGUUAGCGCAAAUCUCACUAUUAAAUUUCAGGGGGAAAUUCAUGAAAUUUCAUCCCAGGCAGUAUGCAGCAGAAGGAAAGUGAACUUUAAUAGUAACAACUGAAGUCAUAACUAUUCUCACUAGAUAGUCCAGUCCUCAUAGUAUAGCUCUGUACAGCCCUCAGCAAAGUCAUCUAGCUUCCUUGGGCGUUCGUGCCUUUUACCUAUAAGCUGUACUAAAUUAUCUGUGACAUCGCUUCUGUUCUUCAGUGUGUUUGCCAAUAUUUUAGUAAUAUCCAGGUAAUACUUUCUUUAGAAGUUGUGCAGAAGUUGUGCAUAAAUAUGCAGCUAGUGUUCUAUAGUAGUAAAAGUUGAAUGUAUUAAUGCAGCUAUUAAACAUAUGAAUUUUUUAAAACAUAAAUACUUGCUUUGUUCUUUUCGUUACCACCCAAUGUAUGUCACUUUCAUUAGAUGCAGACAGUUUAUAUUUAACUUUAUAUUUGCAUCUAUAGCCACAUUAUCUGAACACUUUGAGGCUAUUUGUAGGAGUAGAGCUACUGUCCCAUAUUUCUUCACUCUUUUCUCCAUAUCAUCUGUUGGUUGAAAUCUCGCAGGCGUGGUUUUAGUUUUUUACACAUAAUAUAUCUUUAUUUACACCUGUAGUUUCCUGAAGCCAAAGCAUCAGUUACUGAGAAGUAAAAUAACAAUAUGCAUCUAUAUUUGCUGUACUAUCUAAAAUUACAUAGCUGUAGGUCACCUUCAGUGGUAAACCGGGCAUAAGAGUUAGUAAUAAUGUUCAUUAAAAUGCCCUUGAGUCAUCUCUUCAACAACAUGAUUGGUACCGAGUACCAACCAUGGCAAAUAAUGUGGUGCUAGGUAGCGAGAAGAGUUCUAAAUAAGACACAUUUACUUCCCUGAAGAAGGUGACAGUCUCAUUGGUGUGAGAGACACUAGGACAUACCAUUAUGAAAUAGUUUCAGUAAGGCCUCAAACAUGGCUUUAUAGAAACACAGAUGGGCAUCUAACCUACUGUGGAGAAAUUGAAAGAGGCCACCUAGAGAAAGUAAAGUCUGAGUAUCAUUUUGAUCAAAAGCAAGGGAGACAUGGUCAGGGUGGAUACUGGCAACAAAGAUCACAUGCAGUGUUACAUUCAUGUAAGAAUUACAAGCAAGCCCAUGUUGCUGUCGUGUCAUGUUAAGCAGAAGUGGUAAGAAUUGAGACUGCCAUUUUAGAUUCUUGGGCUCAAGAGAAGGUCUUGUGUUCCGUGUUUAGAGGUUUGGACUUUAAUCUAUAAACAAUGAGACAUUAUCAAAGAGUUUUAAAGAAAGAAAUGAUGAUUAUUGGGAUUUGGUUUUAUCCAUUUCAUAAACCUACUUUUUUAAAGAUAAAGUUGCUGUCAUUAAAAGGUCCCAUUUAAAAAAAACAAGUUGCCAUAAAAUGUCAUGUGAUUCUUCUGUGUUCUAUUAUUUGUACUUUAUCAGGCUCACUUUUCUUUCCAAGAGCUGAUUAUUUUUACCAAAAAUUAGUGACUUAAGUUGUCUAAAAACACAAAGUUCUGCUGUAUUCUUUAUCAGACCCAUUCCCAGAAUUAUGUAUCUAAACAGUUCUUGAAAUUUUUUAAAAUGAUAGUUUAUUUUUGAAAGGCUUAAACUAUAUCUCUAUGUUUUUAUUUGCUGGGCCCAAAUAAAUAAUUUAAAAUAUACUUUUCAAUGCAUAGACUGUGCCAUAAUUUGAUAAAGCUUCUUGUUUUUAAUACUUUGUCUUAUGAAGCACAACUACUUCAAAGUUACAGAGAAAGAUGCGAGCUGGUCCACUGGAGGAGCCCUGGGGCCCUUCCUCAAGUAACCUAGUGAUAAGCUACCUCAACAGGAGCCAGCCCAGGAGCCCCUUCUGACUAGUGCUGGGACACACACCUCCUGGGCAGUUGUCCAAGAACAGUAUGCUUCUUAUACCAGUGUGCCAUAAUCCCAGUUGCCAAGUCCAUGGUCUUCCUACUGUACCUAUUUCCUCUCAGCUCCUCCGAAAGUAUUCAGAGUGGCAGAAAAUUGGUGUCAUCCAACCAGGCCCAGCCCCUUUUUGCCUGUUCUACAGGUGAGGAGGAGUCUUGGGGACCAGGAGCAUUUUGCUGACCUUCAGUCUAUGUUUCCUGCCUUGUGUCAUGAAUGGCGUAUGGCCUUGCCCUUGAGCAUCAAGUAAAACUAUACUGCAGUGCCUUCCCUUUCUCAACUAGAUUUUCACCUGAGACAAUACAGUAAUAUAUUACUUCCUAUAUAUCAAACUUUCUGGGAUAUUUUAAAAAUCAAAGCUGUAUAAACAAUUUGAAACACAAAAGAUGUAUGAGCUUUCAAGAAAUAAAUGAAAAAUCUUUGCUUU